AUGUUGAUCGAUAAUUUCAAGGUAGACUCACCAAACGUCCAGUAUGAGAGCGACGCGAUCGCCGCCACAUAUAACUACGACCAUACCGAUCUGUCACAAGGGCCCGACGGAAAAUGGAUUGUAAGGCCGACCACAACACAAUACGAGCUCAGAACGAGCACGCGGGUACCCAAGCUUGGGGUAAUGCUUGUUGGAUGGGGAGGCAACAAUGGAUCCACAGUGACGGCAGGGUGCCUCGCCAACAAGCACGGCAUCACAUGGAUGACCAAGGAGGGUCUGAGGAAGCCCAACUACUGGGGCUCGGUAUUACAGGCAUCCACCUGCCGCAUUGGCAAUUACCGCGGAGAGGAGGCAUACACCCCUUUCUCCUCGCUUCUGCCGAUGGUCCACCCCAAUGACAUCGUCUGGGGCGGCUGGGACAUCUCCAGCCUCAAUCUGGCUGAAGCCAUGGAGCGCGCUCAGGUGCUGGACUUUGAGCUGCAGCGGCAGCUGGUGCCCUACAUGAAAGACAUGGCGCCGCUGCCGGGCAUCUACGACGCCGACUUCAUCGCGGCCAACCAGGACACGCGCGCGGACAACCUCAUCAAGGGAAGCCGCCAGCAGCAGCUUGACCAGCUGCGCGCUGACAUCCGCGAGUUCCAGCAGCGCACCGCCGUUGACAAGGUCGUGAUAUUAUGGACGGCCAACACCGAGCGCUACAGCGACGUUGCGGAGGGCCUGAAUGACACAGCCGAGAACUUCUUGGCGGCGAUUGAGAGGGACGAGAGCGAGAUUGCGCCGUCCAGCAUCUACGCGGCGGCUGCCAUCCUGGAGGGCGUUCCCUUCAUCAAUGGCUCCCCCCAGAACACCUUUGUGCCGGGCCUCAUCGAGCUCGCCGUCCAAAAAGGCGUGCUGAUUGGCGGGGACGACUUCAAGAGCGGGCAGACGAAGAUGAAGAGCGUGCUGGUGGACUUUUUGGUGGGCGCGGGCAUCAAGCCCACCUCCAUAGUGUCCUACAACCACCUGGGCAACAACGAUGGCAUGAACCUGUCCGCGCCCCAGACCUUCCGCUCCAAGGAGAUCUCCAAGAGCAACGUGGUGGACGACAUGGUGGCGAGCAACCCGCUGCUGUACUCGCCUGGGGAGCACCCGGACCACUGCGUGGUGAUCAAGUACAUCCCCUACGUGGCCGACAGCAAGCGCGCGAUGGACGAGUACAGCGCCGAGAUCUUCCUGGGCGGCCGCCAGACCAUCGUCAUGCACAAUACCUGCGAGGACAGCCUCCUAGCGGCGCCCAUCAUCCUCGACCUUGUCAUCCUCUCAGAGCUGCUCGGCCGCAUCCAGGUCCGCGCAGAGGGACAGGAGGAGCUGCACGCGAUGCAUCCGGUGGCUGUGCUGCUGAGCUACCUGACCAAGGCCCCACUGGUGCCGGAGGGAACGCCUGUGAUCAACGCCCUGGGCCGCCAGCGCGCCAUGCUGGAGAACGUGGCGCGCGCCUGCAUCGGCCUGCCGCCCGACAACAACAUGAUGCUCGAGUUCAAG
Coccomyxa subellipsoidea C-169 is the source of this 1521-nucleotide messenger RNA. RefSeq names its product myo-inositol-1-phosphate synthase. The transcript is spliced from 8 exons. Lineage: Eukaryota; Viridiplantae; Chlorophyta; Trebouxiophyceae; Coccomyxaceae. Gene Ontology annotation, cellular component: cytoplasm. The record is from RefSeq and is a predicted model, not a curated record. The annotation marks the transcript as partial. Gene Ontology annotation, molecular function: inositol-3-phosphate synthase activity. Gene Ontology annotation, biological process: inositol biosynthetic process; phospholipid biosynthetic process.